AUGAGUCCUAAUAGUCAUGCUGAGAAUGAAAUGGUAGAAGAUCAAAAUGAUUUGAAGCAACCAAUUGUCCGCCUUUCUUCAUUUAAUGGUCCGAGGGAACCAUGUCUUAGUAUGGAAUUUGAUGAAUUAGAAGAUGCUCAUGCAUGUUAUAAUGCUUACGCAAGACGAAUAGGUUUUAGCAUUCGAAAAAAUCAUUCUCGACUAUCGAAAAAUAAGUCAUUAAUUGGGAUAGAAUAUGUUUGUUCAAGAGAAGGAUUUCGUCAUCAAAGUUGUCAAAAGAAAAUUUAUACAAAUUCAGAGCCUGCCGAAACAAGGAUAGGAUGUAAAGCAAUUAUGGGUUUAAAGAGGUUAAAAUGGACUGUAUGUAAGUUCAUAAGUGAACAUAAUCAUGAGCUCCUUUCUCCUAGAAGUACAAGUUUACUUCGUGGACAUAGAGUGGUAACACGUGCCCAAAAAAAUCUUAUAGAUACUCUCAAUGAGUCUGGUGUACCCCCAAGGAAGAUAAUGUCAGUGUUGAGUAAAGAAUCAGGUGGCGACUAUAAUGUUGGUUGCAUUUCUAAAGAUGUUGAAAAUUAUGUGAGCAAUAGAAGAAGAUUUCGUUUUGAAGAGGGAGAUGCACAAAAAAUGUACAAUUAUUUUCUUGAGAGACAAUCCCAAAAUCCAAGUUUUGUUUACGCAAUCCAAGUAGAUGAAAAUGGAUGCAUGGGCAAUUGUUUUUGGGCAGAUGCUAGAUCACGAGCUGCAUACCAAUAUUUUGGAGAUGUUGUUACUUUUGAUGCGACUUACUUGACAAAUUGUUAUAAGAUGUCUUUUGUUCCCUUUACUGGAGUUAACCAUCAUCACCAAUCUGUGAUGUUUGGAUGUGCUUUGCUUGUAAAUGAAACGGCUGAAUCUUAUACAUGGUUGUUGAAAACAUGGCUUGAGGCAAUGGUUGGACGUGCUCCUUCUACAAUUAUCACAAAUGAUGACAAGGCCAUGCGUAAGGCAAUUGCAGAGGUAUUACCAAAUGUCACUCAUAGAUUGUGUUUGUGGCAUAUUUUACAAAAAGUUCCAGAACAUUUAGCUCAUAUAUAUAAUAAAUAUUCGUCUUUUCAAAGAGAUUUCCAGCAUUGUAUUCAUAGCACAAUCACAAUUGAAGAGUUUGAGACGGAAUGGAGUGAAAUUGUAGGCAAGUAUGAGUUGGUAGAGAAUGAUUGGUUGAAAAAACUCUAUAUGCGGCGUGAAAAGUGGGUGCCGGCUUACUUGCGAACCACAUUUUGUGCUAGCAUGUCUACAACUCAACGGAGUGAGAGUAUGAAUAAGUUUUUUAAAGAUUAUGUCCGUUCGAGCACAAUGGUGAGUGAAUUUGUCUAUCACUAUGAAAAAGCCUUGGAUGCACGUUAUUUUAAAGAGAAACAAAAAGAUGUGAAGACAAAAACUUCUAGACCGAUUUUAAAAACAUGUUACAAGAAGGAAGUAGAGGCAGCAAAGGUUUACACAAGAGAGUCUUUUUUGAUGUUUCAAGAAGAGUUAUUUAACAGUCAAAAUUUCAAAUCAUCUAAACAUCGGGAAGAAGGAGGGAUGAAGAUAUAUAGGGUGACUCUUCAUGGGAGAGAAAGUCCAUUUUAUGAAGUUUCAUUUGAAGUUCUUGAGAAGAAAACUACUUGUACAUGUCAUAAGUUUGAAUUUGUUGGAAUUUUGUGUGCACACAUUCUUCAAAUUUUUUUGAAAAAGUCUUUGGUGGACACUAUUCCCCAACAUUAUGUUCUAGAGAGAUGGACAAUCAAUGCCAAGAGUCGCAUUUUACAUGGCAUAUCUAGUGAUGAUAUACAAGUAGAAACACAAAAUUCUUCCACCUUGAUGAGAAAUAGCUUGAUGUUGCAAUUUUAUGAAGUUGUCGAAAUGGGGUGCCAAUCAAAAAGAAAAUAUGAACAUCUUGGCAUUGGUUUACAAAAGCUUCAUCACGAGCUUUUGAUAAUGGAUGAUGGUAGUGAUAAAGAUAUAAAUGAUACUAAUGAAGGAAGUGCCGAAGAUCUUGUGUUAAACAACCAAGUACUAUCAAACCUUACAUUCACUUUGCAAGAUCCUCUACAUGUUCGAUGUAAAGGAGCACCCAAAUCUGUGAGACAAAAAAAUCCAAAAGAAAAGCAAGCAAUGACGAAAAGGACAUGUUCCAUUUGCAAGAAAACAGGGCAUGUGAGAACCAAUUGCCCUUCACAUAAGCAAACAAGGAAUAUUGUGAAUAUCAAUAUGAGGCCAGCUUAUUUGGGGUUGAUAGAUGAACAAAGUUUAGUAAAGUGCUCUUUGCCAACUAUGGAGUAUCCCUCUGCAAAUACAUUUGCCAUGUCUCAAGAUCCUGUAUGUUUAUCUACUACAAUUGAUAUUGGUGCAGACAACAUCAACGCCUAUGAAAAUGCUUGA
This is a messenger RNA of Alnus glutinosa, 2400 nucleotides long. RefSeq names its product protein FAR1-RELATED SEQUENCE 5-like. Gene Ontology annotation, molecular function: zinc ion binding; nucleic acid binding. The record is from RefSeq and is a predicted model, not a curated record. The transcript is spliced from 3 exons. NCBI's taxonomy places the organism in Eukaryota, Viridiplantae, Streptophyta, Magnoliopsida, Fagales, Betulaceae. Bases 1 to 2400 code for a protein of 799 amino acids.